Messenger RNA from Cucumis melo (muskmelon), 1041 nucleotides. RefSeq lists its product as uncharacterized. Bases 221 to 793 code for a protein of 190 amino acids. The transcript is spliced from 2 exons. NCBI's taxonomy places the organism in Eukaryota, Viridiplantae, Streptophyta, Magnoliopsida, Cucurbitales, Cucurbitaceae. The record is from RefSeq and is a predicted model, not a curated record. Gene Ontology annotation, molecular function: mRNA binding.
AAAAAAUCUAAAAAUAUAUAAUUUUGAAGAAAAGGAAGAAGAAAUGUGUGAGGAAGUGGUGUACUAAAAAAGUGUUCAAAAUGCAUCAAAUAUUUUCAAAAUUAAAACUGUCAAAGUUUCCUUUUUUUUUUUUUUUUUUGCUUUCUUGAUGUUGUGAAAAUUUUCUAUACAUUAUCUUUUUAGCGCCACCCAUUCUCAGCCGCCGCUCAACCGACGAGCCAUGGGUCGGAAGAGAGAUAAACCCUACCCUUCCUCCCACCUUCCUACCUCUGCCGCUAAGAGGCGACGCCCUCCGCCGUCUACGGUGGACGAUGAUUUGGAAAAGCCCGUGUCUAAACCUGCGCCACCGCUUGCCCUAGUCGUCGUUGACCUUCCUUCACAAUGUUCGGUCCUUGACUUGAAGUCCCGGUUUGAGAUCUACGGAUCCAUUUCCCGCAUCCGAAUCGACCGUGAUUGUGUUGGCUACAUCACUUAUCGCACUAAAGACUCCGCCGAUGCUGCCAUGACCGCUGCCCUUGAUCCCUCCUUCGCCUUCACUAUUGAUUCCAAAAAGGUUCAGGUACUAUGGGCGAAUGAUCCUCAAGUCCAAUGGCGACAAGGGAUUAACGUUGGUGUUAACAAGAAUAAGGAAUUAUCUUCAAAGCUCUUGCGGGCAGAGGUGCCACUAAGCAGACAUGGAAGAAGCAAUAAGCUUGCUUCAACCAUUGUCAACCCCAGAAGAAGCAACAGCUCUUCAAGGUCAGAUGUGCCUUUCAGGGGCAGAGAAGUUGUUGCUUAUGAUGAUAUUCUCUAAGUUCACAGAUUGCAUCUCACAGAUUGCGUCAGAUGUGCCUUUCAGGGGCAGAGAAGUUUUCUCCUUUUCAUUUAGUGUGGUGGUAUAGUGUAGUAUAGAUCGAGUUCUUAAGUGUACAAUUAAUUUAUGUCAGUUGUCUCAUAUUCCCUUAUUAAUUCUUCUUGAUUCAAACUUCUUUAUGAUCCUAAAUCCAAGUUUGUAUUAAUCUGAAACUCAAGCUUUUCAUCAAGGCUUAGUUGCUUACUUAA